CAAAAAUUUCCAAGUACAUAAUCACUCUGCCAUAAAGGAACCCUUACUAAGUGGUUCUUUACGUUUGUAUAGGCUUAAGAGCCGAAGCAAAGCACCGUUAAAAUUUCAAUUCAGGCCCAGCAGCAUUUCAAACUUUCGAUGAGCAAACUGAGUCGUUUCCACUCCGUAUCUUCGUAUGCUGUCCAGAUGCCGCUCAUCUUCAAGCCCUACCAUCCUUUUCAAACGGCAGUUGAACUUCCCGCCAACCACUUUCUCAGUUCUAAGCAGCCAAAAUGCCCAAAAUCAAGAAGACCCAUUCUACAUAGCCCAUUCACCUCUUUCUUUGGGCAGACUGAGAGCCAAAAUGCCUCUUUCCGCAUCUACCCAUUUAACUGAUCCUCAAUCGGCACCUUCUUUUUGCUCCGACGCCCUCAGAGUCUCAGCCAAAAUGGGUUUCCUUCCCGAAGGAAAACAGCUGCAUGCACAUAUGAUAAAGUUGGGUUUGUGUAAUGUGUUGGCCUUACACAAUCAUCUUUUGAAUGUUUAUUUUAGAUGUCAGGAGUUUGAUGAUGCAAAGACACUGUUCGGUGAAAUGCGUGCUAGAAAUGUGGUGUCGUGGAAUACUGUGAUUUGUGGUGUUGUUGACUGGAGAAGUAAUAAUUGGCGGAGUCUGUAUCUGGGGAUUUCUUACUUUAGGAGAAUGUUGUUGGAAAGGGUAAGACCAGAUGAUAUAACUUUUAACAGUUUGUUUCGUGCAUGCAUUGAGUUGCAUGAUGUUGUGAUUGGUAGACAAUUGCAUUGUUUCAUUAUUAAAGUGGCGCUUGACUCUCAUAGUUUUGUUGGCAGCGCUCUCGUCAAAUUGUACGCAACCUUUGGCCUGGUGGAAGCUGCUAAGCGGGCUUUUAAUGCUGUUCUGUUUAGAGAUUUGGUUUUGUGGAAUGUCAUGUUGUCUGGCUAUGUUUCAAAUCGUUUGGUUAAAGAUGCUUUUGGGGUCUUCAAUUUGAUGCAGUUGGAAGGUGUUAAGGGGGAUGAGUUUACAUUUAGUAGCCUGAUGAGUUCCUGUGGUGCUUUGGGAACUUGUGAUUUGGGAAAGCAGAUCCAUGGCCUUAUUGUUAAAAAGUCUUUUGAUUUAGACGUUCAAGUGGCCAGUGUAAUAAUUGAUAUGUAUGCCAAGAAUAAAAAUAUAGAUGAUGCUCGGAAGGCUUUUGACGGGAUAGCCAUUAAAAAUGUGGUGUCUUGGAACACUAUGAUUGUGGGCUAUGGACAGAAAGGAGAUGGGAAGGAAGCUAUGAAGCUUCUCCGGGGAAUGUUACAAACAGAUCUCUGUCUUGAUGAGUUAACUCUUUCUAGUAUCCUUAGCUCAUGUGGCAAUGUGUCUGCCACUUGUGAAAUUAUGCAGAUUCAUGCUUGCACCAUUAAGUUUGGGUUUCAAGUUUUCCUAUCAAUUUCCAAUGCCCUGAUAAAUGCAUACUCCAAGUGUGGUAGCAUCCAUGGUGCAUAUCAAUGUUUUAGCUCUGUUUUGAAGCCUGAUCUAGUUACUUGGACCUCAAUUUUAUGCGCAUAUGCAUUCCAUGGUCUUGCCAAAGAAGCUACUAACUUAUUUGAGAAGAUGUUAUCUCAUGGCAUGAGGCCAGAUCCAGUCGCCUUUCUUGGGGUUCUAUCUGCCUGUAGCCAUGGGGGGCUGGUAGAGAAGGGGCUUCAUUACUUCAAUUUAAUGAUCAAUGACUACCAAAUUGUGCCAGACUCAAAUCAUUUUACCUGUCUUAUUGACCUCCUUGCUCGCUCUGGUCUUUUGGAUGAGGCAUUUAGUGUUUUGGCCUCCAUGCCAAUAGAACCUGGGUCAGACACCUUGGGAGCAUUCAUUGGGGCAUGUAAAGUCCAUAAAAAUCUCGAACUAGCAAAAUGGGCUGCAGAAAAGUUAUUUACAUUGGAGCCAAACAAGCCUGUGAAUUAUGCUCUAAUGUCUAACGUGUAUGCUUCCCAAAGUCGCUGGUUUGACGUGGCUGGAGCACGCAGAAUGAUAAGGGACAGAUGUGAUUCCAAAGUUCCUGGCUGUAGCUGGGUGGAGAUUGCUGGUAAUGUUCGUUCGUUUGUGUCAAGUGAUAAAUCCCACCCAAAAUCUCUGGAGGUGUAUGCUAUAUUAGGAACACUGCAUAGUUUGAUGAAGGAUGAUAACCAUAUGUUGAAUGUAAAACUCUACAGCUGACGGUAUUCUAGGCAACUGUAUCGUUAACAUCCUUUGCUAAUCCCGAAUUCAACUUCGAGCACCACAGGCCACGAGUGGUCAGGUUGCACAUUCUGAGGUUAAGAUUGGCUAGUAUUAUAAAGUCAUUAUGUUUUAACGUCCUGAAACAUAAUAAUUUCUCCAGUUGUCCAUUACAUAAUUAUAUUUACAAAUGUUGGUCUAACAUGGAUCUUUCAUUAAUAUUACUGUUAUUACCAUGA
Molecule: messenger RNA, 2424 nt
Organism: Carya illinoinensis
Lineage: Eukaryota; Viridiplantae; Streptophyta; Magnoliopsida; Fagales; Juglandaceae
Product: pentatricopeptide repeat-containing protein At2g46050, mitochondrial
Exons: 1
Coding region: 176-2185 (669 amino acids)
Biological process (GO): RNA modification
Molecular function (GO): protein binding; RNA binding
Source: RefSeq, a predicted model, not a curated record